UGAUCAGCAGGAGCGCGCGGCUGGCAGUUUGACCCAAACCGAGCGCACGGGCGCACAUCGUGUUCGCGCAAGUCCGUGAAAGUAACGGAAAAGUCGCUUCAUUUUUUCGCGUCGGAAAUAAAGCACCACGACUUGAUAAAUCCAAACAUCACUUUCAUCAGUGUUUUAAUCACCAUAUAAAGUAGCACUCGCGCGUACACUAUGUGAGAAACCGGGGACGCCGUUACAUUUGACGCAGUCGAACGGACCUCGCUGGCAACAUGUAAACACCGCGGGUAAAACUGUGGGUUUGGGGUUGUUUUUUUAUUCCUUGGGUUGUCACAUCGCGUUGAGGUUCAGCCAUGAUUCCUCCCGGUAACAUGACGCAGACCGACAGCACCGACAACAGCACCGGGGACGAGAAGGAGAAAGAGCGCGCGCCGGAGCGCAGAGAUGCGCCCCAGUCUCCAACAUCCACGAGCCAGCACGAGUCCAAGCUACAGAAGCUGAAGCGCUCACUUUCCUUCAGGACCAAAAGCCUCCGCAGCAAAAGUGCCGACAACUUCUUCCAUCAUCCGUGUCCUGAGGUUAGCAACAGCAGCAGCACGGGGCAGCUAAGUACCAUCGGCGUGUCUAUGUCGGCUCCGCUCGAGUCCUGUUACCUCCCACCCCUGUCUCCACCUCCCAUAACGCCAUCUGGACUUCCCCUGACCAUCUGCUCGCCAUCACGUGCACCACGUCCACCUGACCCGACGGCUCACACCUUCCUGGAGCACACUUUCAAGAAGCCGCACUUCUGCGAUGUCUGCAACCAUAUGAUUGUAGCUUGCCAAGGUGGAGCAGGCAAAGUUUUCGGCCCCAACGCCAAGCUGGGUCUCCGCUGCAAAGCGUGUAAAAUGGGCAUCCAUCACAAGUGUCUGAACAGGGUGGGGCAGCAGAGGUGCAUGGGCAAACUGCCCAAAGGCUUCAGGAGGUACUCCAGCUCUCCUCUGCUGAUCCAGGAGCAGUUUGGCUGCAUUAAAGAGGUCAUGCCUAUCGCAUGCGGCAGUAAGGUGGACCCGGUGUACGAAGCGCUGCGGUUCGGGACGUCACUCGCUCAGAAGACCAAGAGGGCCAGUGGCUCAGACUCGCCUCCGAGAAACUCUACAAGCGAUCUUGCUCAAGUACCUGAAGAAGCAGCCCACUGCAGUCACGCACAACUCACCAGGAAACACAGUGACAACGUCUUCACGUCUCUGGAGAACGGAACGGAAACCUUUCACACGGAGGAGAAGAAACCUGAGGAGUCGCAGUAUCAGACUGAUGAAGAUGAAGAUGUGCAGAAGGACAUCCUGACUCUAAACACCUAUGUGGCUUUGUACAGAUUCAUUCCACAGGAAAGACAGGACCUGGAGCUGAGACCUGGAGAUCGGAUAAUUCUCGCAGACAACUCCAACGAAGACUGGUGGAAGGGGAUGAUUGAGGACCGGAUAGGGUUUUUCCCAGCGUCCUAUGCGCAGCUGGUGAAGGAAGGAGAUCGGGUGUUCAGGUGCAACCGUACCUUCAUCGGCUGUAAGGAACAGGGGCAAAUCACCAUAAAAGAAGGGCAGAUCUGCAUGAGCGGCGAGGAAGAGAAAAACGGCUUCAUCCUUGUGGCCAGUGGAAAGAAACUAGGCUUCGUCCCGUGUGACGUCCUGGAGGACAUCUGAACAACAGGAAGUGAGAGAGCGAGAUCGUGUAAGAGAAAGAGUGACAGAAGAGAGAAUACGCUCUUACAGGAAACGGGACGUCAAACCGGUUCUACAGUCUCCAUCUGUGUGGAAACGAGAGGACGGGAAGUGGAUGGACGUGGAGAUUGGAGACCUCCCAGAUUCGUUCUAAAAAUGUAGAAUCUUAAGGAAAGGACUUGAUCUAGAGCAUCAGAUGAUCACACAACACUCAAAGCUUUUUGAGACCGAAUCCAGGUUGCUUUAAAGAACCCAAAUCUGGUUCUCUCGGAAGCUUCUGGUGAGCAAAACAAAGUGCACCCUGGAUUCUAAAUAUCUCAAACUCUUCAACGGAUUUGUAUUUAUAAACUUAAAAUAAUUUACUUUUUUCUUUUUUCUUUUUUUUUACUGCUUUAAUAAAUUACUGUCCUCCUGACACACAAAUUUGUCAAGUGAGUUGUUCCAAAGGAGGACAUGACUGAGAACCAAGACAUUUUAUUUUCCUUUAAAAAAGGAAAAAAAAAAAUCCUUAUUCUCAACUACAAAAGACACAGAGCUUCAUUCGCUGACAGAAAACCUCAAAAAAAAGUUGCUGAUGAAGAGUCGUAUCUCUACGCGGCCUGUUCGUUAUUUUAUUCUCUGUUAAUUUACAUCGUAGGUCAUAAUAAUAAAUCACUUUCUGAUUUUUUUUUCUGCUCUAAAACCAACAUUAACGAUGAACAGUGUUGCUAAAACUAUUACUCAUGGGACUUUAUAUAUUUAGUAGCAUUAUUAAUUUUGUCUUUUAAGAGAUGAAUCUUUUAGAAUUAAUUUUUUUUUCAUUUUACUUUUUAAUCCACACAAGGAAUUAUUUCAGCCUAAAAUGAAAAAAUAAAUAAUUAAAUAAAUAAAACAAUAAAUAACAGGAUUGUUGUCCUUUUUAAUUUUACUUUCUUUGGCAAUUUUCAACUGUACGUUUGUCUCCCAGUCAGAAGUUUGUACACCCCUGCUCAUAGAAUAAACUGAACACAAUUAAAUCUAAGUGGUUUUCCUGUUAAAAAAUGAAAGACUUUUGGCUUCUUUAUAAACUGCAUGAUCAUUUUUUUCCUAAAUAGAUAGAGAUAAAUAGAUUGAUAGAUUUUUAUUUUUUUAAUGUCUAGUAAAAAUACGGAUAAUCUGGGAAGUAAUGUAGAGCACGAUCUUAAAUCUGGGGGGCACGGUGGCUUAGUGGUUAGCAUGUUCGCCUCACACCUCCAGGGUUGGGGGUUCGAUUCCUGCCUCCGCCUUGUGUGUGUGGAGUUUGCAUGUUCUCCCUGUGCCUC
Messenger RNA from Tachysurus fulvidraco (yellow catfish), 2965 nucleotides. It is a transcript of the gene stac, whose product is annotated as SH3 and cysteine rich domain. Bases 342 to 1667 code for a protein of 441 amino acids. NCBI's taxonomy places the organism in Eukaryota, Metazoa, Chordata, Actinopteri, Siluriformes, Bagridae. Gene Ontology annotation, biological process: skeletal muscle contraction; positive regulation of protein localization to plasma membrane; positive regulation of voltage-gated calcium channel activity. The record is from RefSeq and is a predicted model, not a curated record. The transcript has 12 exons. Gene Ontology annotation, cellular component: extrinsic component of cytoplasmic side of plasma membrane. Gene Ontology annotation, molecular function: transmembrane transporter binding.